CUCCAUACAACGGUCAUCGCACAUUAGUAUCGGCCACGACAUCUAGAACCUAGUCGUCGAUCAAUCCGUCCUACAUUGCCCAGACAACUACAUAUACACUUUACAAUAUGGCCAACCCGCUUGACACAGAUGCCGGCUCGGAGCUUUUUAGUAGCUAUGAGGCUGAGUUCAAACUCCUCCAGGCCGAUCUCAACCAGAAGCUGGACCAGAUAGCAGAGGCCAGCGGAGAGCAACGAAAAUCUGCCAUUAGGCUGACAGAAAGCGUUUUGGAUGAAGCAAAUGAAUUGCUCAACCAAAUGCGCGUCGAGAAGCAGAAUAUUCCUUCAGCAACCCGCUCAAAAGUCAACAUGCGAUUCCGCAACUAUUCCAGCGACCUAGAUGAGACAAAACGCAAACUCAAGUCACUGUCUGACGAUCGCCGAGCGCUCUUCGGUGACCGCUACACCGAUGACCCCGAGGCCGGAGAUGUGCACAUGGAACAGAGGCAGCAAUUACUCUCAGGAACGGAGCGUUUGGAACGUAGCUCUGCUCGUCUACAAGAAAGUCAGCGUCUCGCAUUGGAGACCGAGGAUAUUGGCCGAGGUACUUUAGCCGACUUGCACCAGCAGCGUGAGACGAUCGAGAGGACUCGAGAGAACUUGCAUCGAAGCGAGGGCUAUGUUGAUACAAGUAUCAAGACGUUGCGGGGCAUGGCCCGUAGGAUGGCUACCAACCGGGUGAUUACAGUCGCAAUUAUCACGGUUCUGGUUCUUUUGAUUUUCGCUAUUAUCUACAGCAAGUUUCAUUGAUAAUGUACUAUACUUUUUUCAAGCAGGCGUUUAUUCAGAUGACAUUAAAUGAGUAUUUCAUUAUGCGUUCACUUAGCAAAUCAUCAACCUCCAACCUAUAUGA
This is a messenger RNA of Talaromyces proteolyticus, 891 nucleotides long. Its product is annotated as putative vesicle transport v-snare protein. The record is from RefSeq and is a predicted model, not a curated record. Lineage: Eukaryota; Fungi; Ascomycota; Eurotiomycetes; Eurotiales; Trichocomaceae. Gene Ontology annotation, molecular function: SNAP receptor activity; SNARE binding. Gene Ontology annotation, biological process: macroautophagy; intracellular protein transport; intra-Golgi vesicle-mediated transport. The transcript has 3 exons. Gene Ontology annotation, cellular component: endoplasmic reticulum membrane; SNARE complex; Golgi apparatus. The coding region runs from base 108 to 788 and encodes 226 amino acids.